Emys orbicularis (European pond turtle) is the source of this 813-nucleotide messenger RNA. RefSeq names its product gap junction beta-6 protein. The transcript has a single exon. Gene Ontology annotation, molecular function: gap junction channel activity. Lineage: Eukaryota; Metazoa; Chordata; Testudines; Emydidae. Gene Ontology annotation, cellular component: connexin complex. The coding region runs from base 22 to 813 and encodes 263 amino acids. Gene Ontology annotation, biological process: gap junction-mediated intercellular transport; cell-cell signaling. The record is from RefSeq and is a predicted model, not a curated record.
UCAAAGGAUUCAAACGAGACAAUGGACUGGGGAACAUUGCAGGCCAUUUUAGGAGGUGUAAACAAACACUCCACCAGUAUUGGAAAGAUCUGGCUCACCGUCAUGUUCAUUUUCCGUGUUAUGAUCCUUGUGGUGGCUGCGGAGGAAGUCUGGGGAGACGAACAAAAUGAUUUUGUCUGCAACACUCUGCAACCGGGAUGCAAAAAUGUUUGCUACGACCACUUCUUCCCCAUCUCUCACAUUAGACUGUGGGCCCUUCAGCUCAUCUUUGUCUCGACUCCUGCACUUCUGGUGGCCAUGCAUGUUGCGUACAGAAGGCACGAGAAGAAAAAGCAGUUCAGAAAGGGAGGGCAAACCUGUGAAUAUAAAGACAUUGAAGAAAUAAAAUCACAAAGAUUUCAUAUUCAGGGUCCCUUGUGGUGGACCUACACCAGCAGCAUAUUCUUCAGAAUGAUCUUUGAAGCCCUCUUUAUGUAUGCGUUUUACUUCAUGUACAAUGGCUUCCGAAUGCCACGCCUAGUGAAGUGCAACGCAUGGCCUUGCCCCAACACAGUGGACUGUUUUGUUUCUCGACCCACUGAAAAGACAGUGUUUACUAUUUUCAUGAUUGCUGUGUCUGGUAUUUGCAUUUUGUUAAAUGUGGCUGAAUUCUGCUAUCUGCUGAUAAAAGUUUUCCUCAAAAAGUCUCGAAGAGCACCAUCUCCAAGACAUCACCCCAACCAUGAGACUAAAGAGGAAACUAAACAAAAUGAAAUGAAUGAACUAAUAUCUGAUAGCUGUCACAACACAGUCUCAGGAUUUCCAAGCAGCUAA